Hypoxylon trugodes is the source of this 774-nucleotide messenger RNA. RefSeq lists its product as uncharacterized. Lineage: Eukaryota; Fungi; Ascomycota; Sordariomycetes; Xylariales; Hypoxylaceae. The transcript is spliced from 3 exons. Bases 1 to 774 code for a protein of 257 amino acids. The record is from RefSeq and is a predicted model, not a curated record.
AUGUCUCCCAAAUGCAACAAUAACAGUUGCGAUAAAGCCUCUUCAGACGAGCUUCGAACCUGUUCCGGAUGCAAAAAGACCCAGUACUGCUCUAAGGACUGUCAGAAGCAAGACUGGAAACAGCACAAGGCAUAUUGUCACCAUAUUACGAGCAAUGGAGCUAUUUCAGCAUCUCUUAGCGCUGUUGCCUACCAUCUGAAGGUCGCUGCGAAUGACCCGGAAGCUCAAGCUCUAGCCCGUUACAUCCGCGUUACGCUUCCGGUCAUGGAUGAGUUCGACUAUUCCACUGUCGCGGAUAUUGUACUACGUCUUACGAUCACGGGACGAGAUUCCCCCGAGAACUUUUCUCUUCUCUUCGGCCAAAACGAUAGAAAAAUGGUUACCCUCGACUCUAGGCUUUACCGCUACGACGUGCUUCAACGCCCUCCUCCGGCUUCGUACGCGUAUCGAUCCGAAAGCGCCUGGGGGAGCGGUCUUCCAUAUACCCCUCGAGAGCCUUGCACUUUCGAGGCCUCCGAAGCUGCGACCAUUAGGGACAUGCAGGAGAGAAUUCGUCAUCACAUGGGUUCUCGCCUUGCAGAAAUCAACUGCAAAGAUAUGGAGGAUAUUUUAACAUCUCUUGGUGUCAAUGAAAGUAAACGUUGGAACAUCUUAUUUGCGCAAGCUGUCAGAUGUAUGGACGUCGGAAGGCCCUUAAGUUAUUCUGAGAUGAUGUUACUCGAACAGACCGAUCAGAAUAUCGCUUCAGGGUUCGAAGAAUUAAUCAAAAAUUAA